This is a messenger RNA of Mus pahari (shrew mouse), 3522 nucleotides long. It is a transcript of the gene C12H21orf91, whose product is annotated as chromosome 12 C21orf91 homolog. The transcript has 5 exons. Lineage: Eukaryota; Metazoa; Chordata; Mammalia; Rodentia; Muridae. The record is from RefSeq and is a predicted model, not a curated record. The coding region runs from base 273 to 1145 and encodes 290 amino acids.
AAUAGUGCGGAUCGGAUCGUGGCGCGCGGACGGUGGCCCGCGGAGCCGGACGGUAGAGAUCCUUCUCUGAGCCGCUCUGGUACGCAGGACCGGUGCCGGGACGGACGGACGGACAGACGAGACGGAUCCCACGCCGUGCCGGACGCCCACGAUCCUCGAGAGGCGCCCCCGGGACCCUCCGGUCCGUGGCUGCGGAGUCUCCGACGUGAGCCGAUCCUUCCCGGGUGUCCCCGUCCCCACGUGCGUCUUGCCGCGGCGGAGCCGGGGGCACUAUGAACGAAGAGGAGCAGUUUGUAAACAUUGACUUGAAUGAUGACAACAUUUGCAGUGUUUGUAAACUGGGAACAGACAAAGACACACUCUCCUUCUGCCACAUUUGCUUCGAGCUAAAUCUCGAGGGAGUGCCAAAGUCUAAUCUUUUACACACCAAAUCAUUGCGAGGCCAUAAAGACUGCUUUGAAAAAUACCAUUUAAUAGCAAACCAGGAUUGUUCUCGUUCCAAGAUCUCCAAAAGUACUUACGAAGGAGUUAAAACCAUCCUGAGUAAGAAGAUAAACUGGAUUGUGCAGUAUGCCCAAAAUAAAAAUCUGGAUUUGGAUUCAGAGUGUUCCAAAACUUCCCAGCAUCCCCUGUUGAAUUUCAGGCAUAAGCCAGAGAAGAAAUUCCUCCCACAGUUUGACUCUCAGGUGCCGAAGUACUCGGCAAAAGGCUCAGCCGGGAAUGCAGGCAGCAUCUCCAGCUAUAAGCGAAGAAUCCUGGAGCGCAGGGAAGGUACAGAAUUCCGGCUUGGGAUAUUAGAAGACACGGAUGCACUGUGGACUCACAGUCACAACCAGGCACAGAAAACAGAAGAGACAAGCUCUGGUCCGGAGGGGAAUGUCCAGACUCAGAAUCCACGUUACAGCCGAGAAGAAUUGAAUUCCAUGACUCUCGCUGAAGUAGUACAACUGAGUGCAAAGCUGCAACAGCGGAUCCAGGAGGUUUUUGAAGAGUUAACACACCAGGUGCAAGAAAAGGACUCUCUGGCGUCAGAGCUCCAUGUCCGUCACGUGGCUAUAGAGCAACUCCUCAAGAACUGUUCCAAGUUGCCAUGCCUCCAAGUGGGACGGACAGGAACGAGGUCACACCUACCCAUGAACCACUGAGCGGACGUAGCUGCUCUGCGAAGCAUACAUGCCGAGAAAACAUGGGAAGGAAGUCAUGGUCCAUUUUUAUGGUUGUUGUACUUGCAAAACAUAAGAUAAUAUUUAUUAUCUUAAUCUAAUAAAGCAGAUCACUCUAGUCCAGGGUUAAUCAUUUGGCUUCAUUUGAGGACUUUUUCUUAUAAUUACUAAAUGCCCCUCCCUAACUUUUACCAUAUGUGACUACUUAAAUAUAUUGUUACAGUGUUUUUAUUGACCAAUUUUUAUUAUAACUCAGUUGUCAAAACAGUAGAAGCCUAAUAAGGUCUUUUGUUAGCCUAAACUACUAGAAAGAAUUUUUAAGAGGGAAAUAGAAUUCAUAAUAUCACCUUAUUUAUGAGCAAUAUUUUAAUAUAAAAUUUUAUAUAUAGAAUUGCUAUUUUGGGUAUUUUUCAUUGUCUUUAUAAAUCUGUAUUUGAAUGGCCAUGUGUAUUUGCACUUCGUUGUGUGAAUAUGUUCGCCUCUGUGAAAGUCACUGCAUUUUGGUGAUACAGUGUUUUUAUAACUUAUCUUUCUUUCCAAAGAUAAACGUGUUUUGGAUAGUAUUUGGAGAAGCAAUCUACCUAGUUGAGCUGUUUUAACUACUAACAGCAUAUGAAAGUGGAAUUAAUUGCUCUUUAAAGCAAAUAUCCAAGUAAACAAAGCAUAUUAUUGUUUUCUAAUGAAAGCAAUGCUGAAUUAGCUUAGGAAGAAAAUACUAUUGUAGUUUUUAUGUGUCAAGACUCCAUAAAAGUAGAAGCCCCACCCUGCUUCUUAAUUCUCAAGACUCUCUUGGUUAGUUUUGGAUAAAGUAGGUCAACUAUCUUCAAAGUGCGCUGGUCCUCCUGGGGGGAUAAAAUUAUUAUGUGUGCCACUUUACAUGGAGUUCCAAUAAUCUGUUAACUGUCCAAAUUCUGCAGUCCAUAUCACUGAAAUUAGUCCAACAAAUAAAAAUAAAAGAAAAAAACAUAAAAGAAAAAGCAUUUCAAGGUACUUUUCUAAGUUUUAAAAAUCUAAAGGGAUAGAAGAUUACAGGACCCCCUCCCCCCCAAAAAAAAUUCAAUAAAAAGGAUAGUAUAAGCUAUUUUGGUUUCAUAUUCUUAACUAAGUUAUUUUAAUGUGUUAGAUAAGUUUUAAUGAUAACACAAAAGCUAGUCCAAACUCUUCAGCUGCUGCUUAGAAUAUAUUUGUGUGGUAGAUAUGUUUUGCUUGCAGAAAUCUAAGGAAAGAAAGCCCAUUCAUUGACUUGGCAGCCUCAUGCAUAAAGAUGGUUUCUGCCUUGAAGUCGGCAGUCUGUAUGUACACAAGGGUCAGACUUUAAUAUUGAACAUAAAUAAGAUUUAACUAAGCAAACAGCUGCCUCACUGUGGACAAAGCACCUUUCCCUGAUGCUAGUAGGAUGUGUUAAACUGACCUGGCUGUGUGCAUUGGUCACUGGUCCAUUGGUUUUGCUCUGUCCUGAAGAAAACUUACCUUUGAAGCCUUUUGGAAGGAGUUUUUGAAAGGGGGGAAAAAAAAAAGAAUACUUUUUAGUUUCUCUCAGUUCUUUGAGUCAUCCAAAAUGAAUUUAAAAUCCAGAGAGUGGAGCUGAACGCAUUGCCUUAGUUUUGGUGAGCUUUAAAUUGAGUGUGUGCAAUAUGGAGGGUUCCACAUUUACAAGCUGGGUGAAGACAACGUGUCCUGAUUAUGCCAGUAAGUGUGUCAGUGCUUGGUUGUUAUGUGACUAUACUCCUGCCUGGCGUAACUCCAUAAGGAUGGCAGCAGCCAGUGUAUUGCACACACUUGGGCUUCUGUCUGGAUGAUGGAAAGGCAGUCGGGGCAGCCAUAGGAGUGAGAGAGUCAGCUUUUGUGAUGUGCAGUACUCCGUGUAUUUCUAUCCUAGGAGACAUACCCUACGGUGCAGCCCUAAAUACCAGUGUUACCCAAAGAAAACGUUUGUUCAUCUCUUGAAGGAGUUCUCUGGCAAACACUUAGUUUACUAAUGAAUUUGGAAUAGUUGAGAUUUCUCCUGUGUACCCUUUAAGGUCUUAACUGGGACCUCUGGUUCGUUUCUUUAAGAUAUUUCACUGGAAACACCAAAGGAAUGGUGUUCCUUAGUCUGUCUCUGGUGCUGGUGGGAACACUCGCACUCAUUCGCAUGGGUUUUGCUGGAGUACACUACUUCGUAUAAUUCAGCUGCCAGUUAUUUGUUCGGGGUUCUUGGUGGUGGUGGUGGUCGCUUGCUUGCUUGCUUGUUUUGACACAGGGUCUUGCUAGAUAGCUUUCGCUAGCCUAGAAUUCUCUUUGUAGACCAGGCUGGCCUGCAAUUCGUAGCAAUUCUCCUGCCUCAGGAGGAGAUCUAGUGCUGUGAUUCAGGUAUAUA